Messenger RNA from Myxocyprinus asiaticus (Chinese sucker), 3777 nucleotides. Its product is annotated as zinc finger and BTB domain-containing protein 40-like. The record is from RefSeq and is a predicted model, not a curated record. Bases 334 to 3015 code for a protein of 893 amino acids. Gene Ontology annotation, biological process: regulation of transcription by RNA polymerase II. Lineage: Eukaryota; Metazoa; Chordata; Actinopteri; Cypriniformes; Catostomidae. The transcript is spliced from 13 exons. Gene Ontology annotation, molecular function: RNA polymerase II cis-regulatory region sequence-specific DNA binding; DNA-binding transcription factor activity, RNA polymerase II-specific; protein binding. Gene Ontology annotation, cellular component: nucleus.
AACCGGGAAAAUUGCGUUUUUUUGUGUGUGUAAUAUGAGGUGAAGAAUCGCAAUUUAUGAUUCCAGUAUUGUCAGAUUUUAUUGCUGAUUUGAAAUGUGUUCUUUGAUCGUAAUAUUGACCAACCGUUUUUGAGAUUUUGGUCUUUCUACAUUCAAGUAGAUAGGAGCUGCACUGGCAUGACUGGACAUAGCUUCCCGAGAGCGUUCCUAAAAUGGCCGACAGUGGACUGACUUGCUAACUUUCUAGAAAGACUUUGGUCAAAAUGCAGCGGAAUGUUGCCUUUCGAAGGAGUAUAAAUAAAGAGCCGGAUAAUUUGAAUUUAAAGGUACAGGAUGGAGCUCCCAAACUACAGCCGCCAGCUAAUGCAACAGCUGCAUGCUUUACGAAAAGAGGAGCAGUUUUGCGACUGCUCCAUCCUGGUGGGAGAAACCCCUCACCCCGCUCACAAACUAGUUCUGGCUGCCUCCAGCAUGUUAUUUAAGUCUGCUCUAGAGAGUUCUGACAGCAUUUCCAUUGACACAGAUUUACUGUCCUCUCAAGAGUUUUCUUGUAUUCUGGACAUGGUAUAUACUGGUAAACUGCCUCCUGGAAAACACAACUUCACACGACUCAUAGCUGCUGCCGACAGCUUGCAGAUGUUUGAUGUGGCAGUUGGUUGUAAGAACAUUCUCACCGACCUUAUGAAGCAAACUUCUGAGACUGUAGAUGCUGAGACAGAGUCUGUGGACUCUCAAGUUAUAAAACUUGACCGUGCUGAGGGGAGUCCUGAGAACUUAAAGGAGUCAUCUGGAUUGGAACAGUUGAAAAGGGACGAGAAGAAUUUUCAGGAGGAUGGUGCAAUUGAGUUUAUAUCUCAAAAUCAAGCUGGUAUUAAAAAGAUCCUACAGAGUGUACGGCCAUGUAUUAAGGUUCUUGAGACUUGGGACACAGUCGCUGCAGAGGAACGCCAGGUCAUGUUGGAUAGUUUUAAAGGAGAUCCAUCAGAAGACGAGGUGUGUCAGCGGUUGCUGAGUUUAGUUAAGGAUGAGAGAGUUCUGUCAGCUCAAACGGUCCUUACAUUGCUAGACCAGCUAAAACAGCAGCAAAAUCCUGAUCCAGGAUCAGUCCUGGAGCACCAGGGACAUGAGAGCUGCCCAAAAGGUCCUGCGGCUGGUUUUUGGCUUUCUGGUGGACUUUUAGAUCAUAUAUCAAAGCUAACUAGCCACCUCUCCAGUGUCAACAAUCUCUCAGAGCUUUUGACCAAUGCAGUGAAUGACUGUAAAAAUGAAGUUGAAAAAGAGGUUGUGCUGGAGUGCUGUAGUGCUCCGUCUUCUAUGGAGGUUGCGGAAAGGUUGAUAUGUAAACUCAGAGAGAAAAGCAUAAGUGAAGAAACACUUCUAAUGCUGCUUCAUGAGGUCAAAGGAAGCUCCUCAGAUCUGACUCAACUUUUGGACACCCUGAAGGACACAAGAGCAUCUAUAUUUAAAAGAACAUCUCAGUCAGUCUCAAACCAUCAUGCAAACUCUGAGGUGGAACAAGAAGGAUCUACGGCAGACUCUGAGGAUGAGGAGGAGGAAACCUCUAAAACCAGAGGAAGAAAGAAGGCCGUUCUUGUGUCUUACACCUGCGAAUGGUGUAAAAAGACUUUCGACUUUAAGUGUCGUCUGAUAAAGCAUAAGAAAGGUUGUGCCCUCUCGCCGGGUAGAGAGCAGCGCUGCUCAGAGUGUUCCAUGGCUUUUCCAACUCUGAAGAGUCUUCACCAGCACUGCAUCGAAGCCCACGGCAGCCUACCGGCCAAACAGAGGAAAACUGAACAAGUGUCAUGUGACAUGUGUGACAAGACCUUUAAACAUUCUUCAGGCCUGUUAUAUCAUAAACGCACUGAACAUUUCGAGGAGAGGCCAUAUGCAUGCGAGGAGUGCGGGGCGAAGUUUGCUGCCACCUCAUCUUUGAAGAACCACAUGCGUCUGCACACAGGAGAGAAACCCUUCCAGUGCAAACACUGUGACAUGAGCUUCUCCGUUGCCGCCGCUCUGUCCUACCACACCAAAAGGAAACAUGCUGAGGGUAAAAUGUACUGUUGUCAGUAUUGUUCUGCCUCAUUUGCGCAGUCCAUUGAACUGACACGUCACGUCCGCACACACACGGGAGACAAACCAUACGUCUGCAAAGAGUGUGGGAAAGGCUUCAAUCAAGCCAACAGACUGUCUGUACAUCUUCAGAACUUUCAUAACAUCACAGAACCUCACGAUUGUCAGAAGUGCCGGGUGAGCUUCUCUUCGCUGGACGAAUUACGACAGCACAUUCAGGAAGUCCAUCCGAAAGAGCUGCACCAGUGUCCUGAGUGUAGCAAGAUCUUCAACAGUAAAGCCAAUCUGGAGAAACACAUGAAUGUUCAUGAAGGCAACAAACCCUACAGCUGCAAGGCAUGCAAUAAGUCCUACCAGACACUCUCUGGCCUGUGGUACCACAAUCGUACUGCCCACCCCGAGAUUGUCUUUGCCCAGGGCAACAAACCCAUCAAAUCCCUGCUCCAUUGCGACAAGUGUGACAAGACUUUUAGCAACCAAAAUAGUCUGUUAAAACACCAAAUAACCAAUCACACAGAGGUGCGUUUGUGGAAGUGUGUGAAUUGUGGCAGAACUCUGACGAGCGAACAGGAGUUACAGCAGCACACCUGCAGUGGACAGUCAAGUCAGGGCAGCUCUUUGUUUAGCUGUAUGGUCUGCUCUCUCCACUUUCCCUCAGAGCCAGAGUUCCAGCAACACUUCCUGUCCAAACACUUGCAGGUCAUACAGGAGGAAGCGCAGUCACAGGCCUCCAGCUCGCAAAUGGUGAUUCAGUGUGAGGAUGCAGUCGGUCAAGAGGCUGAGCAAGUGAUUAGCCUCAGCCAAUCCCAGAUUGAGGAGUCACCGCAGGUGUUUGUCGCUCUUGGUGAUCAACAGGAAACCCCUGCUGGCUCAGGAAUCGUGGCUGUCAGCAUGGAAGAUUUACUGAACGGCACUGUAACUUUUAUUUGUGAGGAGGAUCAGUGAAAUGAACUACAAUCCAAAUAGACAGAAAACUACUGUCAGUUAAGCACUCAUACAAUGCAAUAAAAUAUCUAAACAUCCUUGAAGCAAGAUACAUUUACUGAGAAUCAAAUUAAUAUUUGAUUCUCAAGUUUUCAAAGAAAUCAAUCAAAAUUCAAUGAGGUUUAUGCUUAAAACUAAACAAAAAAAAUUGCCAAUGGGGUAAUAAAAACAAACUUAAUUCAAUGGGAAAAUACAUUUUAUACUUCACUGGUAAAUUGUUUUUCGUUUUAACUUUCAAGCAUAAAUCCCAUGCAUUUUUGUUGGAUUUCUGUUAAAACAAGACUUAAUAUCUUAUGUAAUUUUGCUUCUGAAAUGAAUGUUUUAAGGAUGUUUAGAUGGUUUUACAGGAAAACAAGACCAAAAUACUGAUCGAAAAAAUUCAUAAUAAGAGCUAAGCAUACAUAAGCAGGUAAAAUCCAUCAUGUUAAAAAAAGGCUCAAGAUCACAUGUCUCUGCCAUUAGUGCAAUCUUAAUAUAUUUUUGACCACUGACUGAGUAGGUUUUAUUGAAAGUGUUCUGAGGAGCUCAAACAGAGUUUAGAUGAGCAAACAGCCAUUUCAAUUUGUUAUCAAAGCACAUAUCUACAUCUGCUUUUGAGUGUUAUGUACAUAGAUGUUUUUGGUGUUUCUGGUGUGUAAUGAUAAGUAAGACUUUGGACCAUUUCUAAAUGCUUUACUAUUGUGGCUCUAAAAAAUUAUCUUAUAUAAAUUAUUUUGUGACUAG